AACCACUUUUCUUUCUCUUUUUCUCCUCCACUCUUCCUCAACCCAUCGUCUUUUACUCAAAGUUUUGAUCUCAUAACUCAACUCAUGACAAAUCACUCAAUAAUCAAGUGAGCAUAGUUUUUCUCGUCAUUGCGCUUGUUCAGAUCAGGUCUACUUGCGAUCCUUCUUCAAAAAUAGAAUAUUCUUUCGAUAUGUCGAAUCCAGACCUUUUCCAAGUAAAACAAGAAGAAGAUGAUGAGAAAAAGGUUAUUACUUACAAAAUUCCAGAUAGGUGCAUAGAGGAUAUUGCACCUAGUCAACAUGACACCGUUGACCAAAACCAAGAUGAAAACAAUCCAGAUCAUGAUGAUAAAAAAGAAAUACUAUUUCAAGAAGAGGAUCUAGAUAAAGGAAGCCCAUGUUCAGGACAAUUUGGAACGAUACAGAGAAGAUCAACACAGACGUUGUGUGAAGAUGAUGACACAUAUAAAUCGAGAAAUGAUGAUAGCGACGAUGAUGAUGGUGGAUUUACAACUCCAACUUCUUCGGAUCACAAAAUCCCAGUGAUGACAACGUGUCCACCAGCACCUAAAAAAAGUAUCAAAAGAAAAGUUUCAGAUUCACCGAACAUACAUCCAACUCUUCAUGUUGACUUUGAAGAUUUGGAAGAGAAUAUCAAGAAAUUAAGAAGAAAUGAUCAUCAAGAAUGAACUUCAUUUAUAUUAAAGGUGAGGAAUAAAAUUCAUCGACCAUUAUAUAUAUUCUAUGGAUUUGAGUUACAUAGAAUAAUACCAUAUAUAAUAAUUGUAACAUUUAUAAUUUAUAUGUAUUUAUUUACCCUAGGAUACAAAUUAAUAUAUAUCCGUAAUCAAUUACCUUUAUAUUUGCA
Molecule: messenger RNA, 868 nt
Organism: Solanum pennellii
Lineage: Eukaryota; Viridiplantae; Streptophyta; Magnoliopsida; Solanales; Solanaceae
Product: cyclin-dependent protein kinase inhibitor SMR3-like
Exons: 1
Coding region: 192-689 (165 amino acids)
Biological process (GO): regulation of DNA endoreduplication
Source: RefSeq, a predicted model, not a curated record